GUGUAAUACUGUAUUUUAAAAAGUACAUUUAUUGAAAAAUUGAAUCCAAAAUUAUUGUGAUUUGCAAUUAAAUAAAUAAUCAUGCAUACUAUGAUACAUAAACGCUGAUUUUAUACAUAUAUCAGUGACUCAGUGAUUACAGGUGUAUAGAAAAAUGCAGUAACUACAGAUACAAAAAGACGGGACAUAUUGUUUUCGGGGUCCCAACUACCCCCAGGUGAAGUGGACGUCUGCAAUCGAUAAGGUGUCGAGUAGUUUCCGCUACUUGUGUAUAAAUGGCGCAAUGAUGCAAUGCGAAGAUACUAGGACAAAGCAGAUAGCGCUGGUUCUCAAGGCACAAAUUCAAGUCUUGUUAAAUUUGCCAGUAAAAGUAGCUAGCUGCGGCGACAUAGGGGAACGACAUUGGCUGAUCAGGCACCGUUAUCAACCCCAGAGCAAAGUGAAACCUCCUCAGUCUUACAGUGACCGUCGAGGGGUGUUGAUCUACUUGUUAAACAUACAUAUAUCCAUAUUUGAUCUUCUGCGUUAAUUUAAUUUGCUGUAUUUAUCUUCUUAGCUUAUUGAAUAAACUCAUUAAGAGCA
Molecule: messenger RNA, 582 nt
Organism: Osmia lignaria (orchard mason bee)
Lineage: Eukaryota; Metazoa; Arthropoda; Insecta; Hymenoptera; Megachilidae
Source: RefSeq, a predicted model, not a curated record